Rangifer tarandus platyrhynchus (Svalbard reindeer) is the source of this 219-nucleotide messenger RNA. Lineage: Eukaryota; Metazoa; Chordata; Mammalia; Artiodactyla; Cervidae. The record is from the annotation of a GenBank genome assembly.
AUGACACUCCCCGUGGCCCGGACCCAGGUGGCCUCGCUUGGUGAGCGUCCCCACCAGAUGCUCACAGGUACUGGCAACAAUGGACACCCGCGCGCACUGCUUGUGCGCCCCGAGCCCGCGGCGUUCAGCACCUCGGACAGAGCCCGCGGCGGCAGCCCGCGGCAUCCGAGAACACCCGGCAUCCUGUCUCCGCCCCAGGCCACCGAGGCUCCUGGCUGA